AUGUUCAACCUCCCCAAGAUCUACAACACCUACUUCGUAGCCUGCGUAGCCACCAUAGGCGGCAUGCUCUUCGGCUUCGACAUCUCCUCCAUGUCCGCCAUAAUCGGCACCGAGCAAUACAACAACUUCUUCGACACGCCCGCAGGGAUCCGGCAGGGCGCCAUCGGGUCCUCACUCGCCGCCGGCUCGGUCUUCGGCUCCAUCAUCGCGGGUCCCGUCUCUGACUGGAUAGGUCGGAGGAACUCCAUUGGCUUUGCUUGUCUGUGGUGGCUUGCUGGGACGGCGAUGCAGGCUGGUGUUACUGGGUAUGGGACGUUGAUUGCGGGGAGAGUGCUGAAUGGUGUUUGUGUUGGGAUUACGAGUUCGCAAGUCCCGGUGUAUAUUGCGGAGAUUGCGAAGAAGGAGAAGCGUGGGGCUUUGAUUAUUAUCCAGCAGCUUGCUAUCGAAUGGGGCAUCCUGAUCAUGUACUUCAUCGGCUACGGCUGCAGCUUCAUCCCCGGUUCAGCCUCCUUCCGCACAGCCUGGGGAAUCCAAUUCGUACCAUGCUUCUUCCUCAUCGUUGGCCUACCUUUCCUUCCCGAGUCACCACGUUGGCUUGCAAAGAAAGACCGCGGUGCAGAAGCCAUCGACAUCCUGGCCAGGAUCCAAGCUAGUGGUAAUGUCGAUGACCCUCUCGUCGUUGCUGAAUGGGAGGAGAUCACGAUGACACUUGCUGCCGAGCGUGCUGCGCUAAAAGGCUGGCGACGAUUCGUGUACAGCGGCAUGUGGAAGCGCACGCUGGCUGGCUUCACUGUGCAGAUGUGGCAGCAGAAUAGUGGUGCGAAUGUGAUGACUUACUACGUCGUCUACAUCUUCCAAAUGGCCAACCUGAGCGGCAACAUCAACCUUAUCGCAUCGGGAGUUCAAUACGCUCUCUUUAUCAUCUUCACCACCGUCAUGUUCUUCUACAUCGACAAGACUGGUCGUCGACUGCUGCUGAUAUACGGAGCCAUCGCCAUGGGUAUCUGUCACUUCGUUGUGGGUGGUGUCCUGUCGACUGGGGAGAUUGUUCCGGGGGGUGUCGAUGGCAAUCCCAAUGUUUUGAUCAGAGUGACUGGAUCGCCAGCUUAUACUGUCAUUGCGUUCUGCUACUUGCUCAUCAUCAUUUAUGCUUUGACGCUGGCGCCUGUGUGCUGGGUCUAUGCUGCUGAGAUUUGGUCGUUGGAAACGAGAGCUACGGGUAUGGGUAUCGCUGCGAAUGGCAACUGGCUGUUCAAUUUCGCCCUUGGUCUUUACAUUCCACCUGGCUUCAUCAACAUCAAAUACGGCCUCUUCAUCGUCUUCGGUGUCUUAUGCUUCCUCGCCGCCCUCCACUUCUACUUCACAUACCCCGAGACCAGCAACAAAACGCUCGAAGAAAUCGAAGAGAUGUUCGCUCCAGGAGGUCCCAAGCCGUGGAAGACCAAGCCAGGCCAUUCGAAGCUCGAUGCGCUUAUUUCAGAGGCUCAGGAGAAGCAUUUGAGGAUUGCGGAUGUGACGGAGGGGAAGGUCGGUGAGCGUGUGUCGAGUGUGCAUACGGAGAAGGUGAGGGUGGAGAAGGUGUGA
Molecule: messenger RNA, 1584 nt
Organism: Zasmidium cellare ATCC 36951
Lineage: Eukaryota; Fungi; Ascomycota; Dothideomycetes; Mycosphaerellales; Mycosphaerellaceae
Exons: 6
Coding region: 1-1584 (527 amino acids)
Biological process (GO): transmembrane transport; carbohydrate transport
Cellular component (GO): membrane
Molecular function (GO): carbohydrate:proton symporter activity
Source: RefSeq, a predicted model, not a curated record